Messenger RNA from Penicillium malachiteum, 231 nucleotides. Its product is annotated as NADH:ubiquinone oxidoreductase subunit NDUFA3. The transcript has 2 exons. The record is from RefSeq and is a predicted model, not a curated record. NCBI's taxonomy places the organism in Eukaryota, Fungi, Ascomycota, Eurotiomycetes, Eurotiales, Aspergillaceae. The coding region runs from base 1 to 231 and encodes 76 amino acids.
AUGUCUACCCCUCAAUUCUGGUCGACUCCUCUUCGCUACAUUCGCUGGGCCGCUCAUGAGAAGCCUGCUAUCUUCUUCUCCCUCGUGAUCGGUUCCAUGGGCCCCGUUGCUCUGGUCACCCUGCCUCCCAUCCGUCGUGCACUUGGUGACGUUGACCCGGAGCCCAUUCCCCUCUCAUAUCCCGUCCCGAAGGGCCCGCGAUCAAUCCCCAAGGGCUUCGAUGACGAGUAA